AUGUCGAAACACACAGAAGAUGACAUCGCAGAGUUCCAGGAGACGUUUCAUUUAUUUGACACUCGAGGAGACGGGAAAAUUGCUGCCAAUCAGUUGCCAGACGUUUUAAGGGCUCUGGGCCAAAACCCUACAGAGCAAGAAAUCAGAAAAUGUGGAUUUUCUCAGAACCCAGAUGCCCGUAUGUCCUUCGAGACAUUUUUCCCUAUCCUGCAGACCAUCAGCAAAAACCGUGUCCUGCCGACUCUAGAAGACUUUGUUGAAGGAUUCCGGGUCUUUGACAAGGACCAGAAUGGUCUCAUUGGGAGUGCAGAUCUCAGACAUGUCCUGACCUCCUUAGGUGAGAAGAUGAAUGAUGAUGAGGUCAGCGAGCUGCUGGUUGGUCAAGAGGAUGGUCAGGGUAAUGUCCAGUAUGAAGAGUUUAUCAAGAUGGUGAUGAAUGGAUAA
Molecule: messenger RNA, 444 nt
Organism: Candidula unifasciata
Lineage: Eukaryota; Metazoa; Mollusca; Gastropoda; Stylommatophora; Geomitridae
Source: the annotation of a GenBank genome assembly